CUAAGAUCGAAGUGAUGGCGAAUACAUGGCCAACGGGUAUCAUCAUCACAGGCGUGCUCUACUUCUUCACUGUUGCUUGUUUAGCAGGCAGAGUGGCCGUCUCAGUGCAGCAUAGGAGGGUUGGCCUAGAAGACUGGAUGAUUACCAUCGCAGGAGUUCUUUCAAUCAUACAAUUUUCAUUACUGGUGGCUUCGUGCCGCUCCGAUGAAUCCGACUACACCCGUUCUCAACAUAUUUUGUUCGCAUCAUCUCUCUUCUAUGGACCUUCCAUCGUACUCGCCAAGGUCAGCGCAGUAUACAUGCUCCUUCAGACACGGUAUGGUCCACUGCGCCACGCUCUACUCUACACAAUAGCACUGCUCCAAGCUCUAUCAAGCACAGCAAACACCGCGUUCCAGAUAGCGCGAUGUCGACCAAUAUCAAGCAACUGGGAUUCCGAGUCGAACCCGAACGCAAAAUGUGUUAGUAGAGAAGACACAUUGCUCGCAUUCUACAUCGAAUCUGGCACUGGGAUAACUGUCACUUUAAUCCUCACCAUCUUCACCACCAUUCAGCACAGAAAAAGAUGCAGGGGUUUCACCGAAAAGUUAGGACUAACACUCAUAACAAUUCUAUCACUCUUCUCCAUCUCCGCAAACCUCGUCCGCUCCACCCUCCUCCACGCCUCACCACUACACAUCGACACGACCACACCCUCAACCCCACCAAUCUCCCGCUUCACCCCACCCCAAUGGUCCAUCCUCGAACAGCAAGCCCUCCUGAUCACCCUCUGCAUUCCUACCCUGAAAUCCCUCUUCACGCGCAACCUCCAUCGCUUCAGCCUCCACUCGUCACAUAGCAUUUCCCCAACGCCAACGCCAAACUCAAAUUCAAACAAUCAUCACCCUCACCCACCACCACCACCACCCCGCGGCUACUUCAGCCGCCUCUCCUCAUCAAACGACGCCCGUCCCUCAUCGAACCCACCCCGCAGCAGCACCAGCAAGAAACAAUCUCGUUCUCACCCUCGCGCACGCCCUCGCCACCGUAGCCCUUCCCUCCCAUUCAUCGCAACACCCGCGCUGAAAUCCACAAUCGCGCAGUGCAGAGCUACACCGGAACCCCCUAUCUCGCUAUCCUCUGAGACCAUCUGGCCAGCUGGGUAUGGGUACCCCGGUCGAGGGAGCAGCAGGGGAGCGUAUUACGAUGAGGAAGAGGAAGAGAGAUUGCGAGGGAGCGAGGAGGAGCGGGAUGGAACGUGGGGGGAUGGAGGGAUUUUGUUGACGACGGAGUUUUUGAUGAGGAGUGAGGUUGUUAGUCGGAUGCCUAGCCGUGAUGAUGUCUUGGGGUUAGUUGGCGGAAGGAGGGGUGGGGUUGAGAUGUAGAAAUGUAUGGGGGAAAAGGGGGUGGGUUGGGUAGGGGUUUGGUUUUUCCAGGGUGUCUGCUAAUUUGGGAAGGGGGUAUUGUCUUGUCUUCCACAUUUUUAUUUUCUUCCAUCUUUCUCUUUCGCUUGCAAGUGUUUCUGCUGCCUAUGUGGUAAUAGCGGUAUAGCU
Molecule: messenger RNA, 1532 nt
Organism: Periconia digitata
Lineage: Eukaryota; Fungi; Ascomycota; Dothideomycetes; Pleosporales; Periconiaceae
Source: the annotation of a GenBank genome assembly